This is a messenger RNA of Miscanthus lutarioriparius, 1410 nucleotides long. The record is from the annotation of a GenBank genome assembly. Lineage: Eukaryota; Viridiplantae; Streptophyta; Magnoliopsida; Poales; Poaceae.
AUGGUUGGGAGCGUGGGCAACGGGCUGGCGGAUCUGGGCGCAGGGGCCGUCUCCAUGAACGGGGUGGGGAAGGCGCUGCAUCCUGCCGAGGCGGCGGCGGCGGCGACGGCCGCCGCGGAGACGCUCCCGAUGGAGCUGGAGCCGCCGGAGGCCUUAGUGGCCGCGGCGGCGGUGGAGGUGGAGGCGAAGCGGGAGGAGGAGGCUGCCAACGGGAGGAGGGAGAUCGUGAUGGGGAGGAACGUGCACACCUCCUGCUUUGCCGUGAAGGAGCCCGACGCGGACGACGAGGAAACCGGUGAGCGGGAGGCGACCAUGGCCAGCGUCCUCGCGCUCUACCGCCGCUUGCUCGUCGAACGCACCAAGCACCACCUCGGUUACCCAUACAAUCUGGACUUCGAUUAUGGUGCACUGGCCCAGCUGCAGCACUUCUCCAUUAACAACCUUGGCGACCCCUUCAUCGAGAGCAACUACGGUGUCCACUCCAGGCAGUUUGAGGUUGGAGUGUUGGAUUGGUUCGCUCGCCUCUGGGAGUUAGAAAAGGAUGAGUACUGGGGAUAUAUUACUAACUGUGGUACAGAAGGAAAUCUGCAUGGGAUUCUUGUUGGGAGGAAGGUGUUCCCUGAUGGAAUAUUGUAUGCUUCUCACGAGUCCCAUUAUUCAGUAUUCAAAGCUGCAAGAAUGUACAGAAUGGAUUGUGUCAAAGUUGACACCCUUAUGUCUGGGGAAAUAGAUUGUGCUGAUUUCCAGAGAAAGUUAUUGCAGAACAGAGACAAACCUGCCAUCAUUAAUGUUAACAUUGGAACAACUGUGAAGGGGGCAGUUGAUGAUCUAGACUUGGUUAUCAAAACCCUUGAGGAAAACGGCUUUAAAGAUCGGUUUUAUAUUCAUUGUGAUGGUGCCCUUUUUGGAUUGAUGAUACCAUUUGUUAAGAAGAUAACAAGAUUGGAGCACAUAAAUGCCCUUUCUAGCAAUGUGGAGUAUCUGGUGUCAAGGGAUGCAACAAUCAUGGGAAGCAGGAAUGGCCAUGCUCCCAUCUUCCUCUGGUACACCCUCAACAGGAAGGGCUACAGAGGCUUUCAGAAAGAAGUCCAAAAGUGCUUGAGAAACGCACACUACCUAAAAGAUCGCCUCAGGGAGGCAGGAGUCGGAGCAAUGCUUAACGAGCUCAGCAGCACAGUUGUAUUUGAAAGACCGAAGGAUGAAGAAUUUGUCCGAAGGUGGCAGCUCGCUUGUGAACGCAAUAUAGCUCACGUUGUGGUGAUGCCCAGUGUCAACAUUGACAAGCUAGACUAUUUCCUGAAUGAAUUAGUGGAGAAACGGGCGACUUGGUACCAGGAUGGAAUAAGCCAGCCCCCCUGCAUUGCCAGAGACGUAGGCGUUGAGAACUGUCUCUGUGGCCUUCACAAGUAG